Molecule: messenger RNA, 694 nt
Organism: Leptosomus discolor (cuckoo roller)
Lineage: Eukaryota; Metazoa; Chordata; Aves; Leptosomiformes; Leptosomidae
Source: RefSeq, a predicted model, not a curated record
GGGAAGUGUGACUGUGGGAAGUGUAAAUGUGAUGAAGGCUGGUAUGGUGAAGCUUGUCAGUAUCCAAAUACUUGCAAUCUUACACGGAGGAAAAGCAAUGAAAUGUGCAAGAAUUCUCAAGAUAUCAUCUGUUCUGGUGCAGGCACAUGUCAGUGUGGCAGGUGUAAAUGUGCAAACUCAGAAGGAAAUGGACUGGUCUAUGGAAAAUUUUGUGAAUGUGAUGACAGAGAAUGCAUAGAUGAGGAGACAGAAGAGAUUUGUACAGGCCAUGGAAAGUGUUACUGUGGAAACUGUUACUGUGAGGCUGGUUGGCAUGGAGAUAAAUGUGAAUUCCAGUGUGACAUCACCCCCUGGGAGAUCAAGAAAAGAUGCACAUCUCCAGAUGGCAAAAUCUGCAGCAACAGAGGCACAUGUGUGUGUGGGGAAUGUACAUGCCAUGAUGUGGACCCAACUGGUGACUGGGGAGAUAUUCAUGGAGAUACUUGUGAGUGUGAUGAAAGAAACUGCAAAGCAGUGUAUGAUAGAUAUUCUGAUGACUUCUGUUCAGGUCAUGGACAAUGUAAUUGUGGAAGGUGUGACUGUAAAGAAGGAUGGACUGGGAAGAAGUGUGAACAUCCACGUUCCUGUCCAUUAUCAGUUGAGGAAAGUGCUAAGAAAUGCCAAGGAAAUUCUAAUUUGCCUUGCUCUGGAAGAG